GUAGACAGUAGCGUCAAUAUGUUGCGUUUCCUAGCAACCGGGUAAACGACCAGACAGCACGGGCGCUUGUGGAGGGUGUAGAAACCAACUGGAAGGGUAAUGGAAAACGACAAAGCACACAUGGAGCAGGAGAUGCCCCAUCCUAACAUUUAUGUCGAAAGGACUUUGGCUUUGAUUAAGCCAGAUGCUGUUCACAAAGAAGAAGAAAUUGAAGACAUUAUAUUACAAGCAGGAUUUACCAUUGUACAGAAAAGAAAGGUACACCUGAGCCCAGAACAAUGCAGUGACUUCUACGCAGAACAGUAUGGCAAACUGUUCUUCCCAAGCUUAACUGCUUUCAUGAGUUCUGGUCCGACCAUUGCCAUGAUCCUUGCCAGAGACAAAGCCAUUGCCCACUGGAAAGCACUGAUUGGCCCUCCAAACAGUGCAAAAGCAAAAGAAACACACCCAGACAGUUUACGGGCAAUCUAUGGGACAAGUGAUCUAAGGAAUGCCGUGCAUGGCAGUGACUGCUUUUCUUCAGCAGAGCGGGAUAUAAAGUUUAUGUUCCCUGAUGCUAUUAUUGAACCUAUCCCAGUAGGACAAUCUGCGAAAGAUUACCUUGGAAGAUUUGUAAAUCCUACUCUCUUAGCUGGACUGACAGAACUCUGUAAAAAGAAGCCCUCAGACCCCUUUACCUGGCUAGCUGAUUGGCUGAUUGAUCAUAAUCCAAAUAAGCCAACAGUGGAAGACAGAAUGGUGAUUGAAGAAGCAGAUUAAAACAAGAGCAGAUGACCUGCUAUUUCAUAGAACCAUCAGUUAAUAAAAAGUUAUUGUCGUCA
Molecule: messenger RNA, 821 nt
Organism: Polyodon spathula (Mississippi paddlefish)
Lineage: Eukaryota; Metazoa; Chordata; Actinopteri; Acipenseriformes; Polyodontidae
Gene: nme5
Product: NME/NM23 family member 5
Exons: 6
Coding region: 100-759 (219 amino acids)
Biological process (GO): CTP biosynthetic process; GTP biosynthetic process; spermatid differentiation
Molecular function (GO): nucleoside diphosphate kinase activity
Source: RefSeq, a predicted model, not a curated record